AUGUUAUUCAGAAUCUUGGUUUCAAUCUACAUUUUCACAUUAGCCGCUUUAGUCCCAAUUCUUGGUUCAUUAGCUUUUGUUGGGACAUCUUCAAAAGAUACAAAUUCUAGCUUCACCAAAGAUAUUUAUACUUUCAAGUUUGAUUUCAGAAAUGUUUCAUUUUCAAGAUUCAUAGGCCCAAACAAAUAUUUUUGGAAUAUAACAAAUCAUUUGACCCUUGAAGAAUCAGGUCUCAGUCAGAUCUAUACCUUUGGGUUGAGAAGUUAUUGUAAAGGUGAUGUGGUUGAUGGUGUUUAUAUUCAAACUUACUGUUCAGGAACUCAAAAGUUGGGUGAUUCAACGAUAGAUGAAUUGAACCCAUAUACUAUUUUUUAUCAAGAUCUUCAAAAUGCAGAAAACAGCCUGUUAAAUGAGAAUAGAACUUAUGAAUUGGAGUUCCCAUUGCGUGCUCGCUAUUUUGGGAAUGCUUAUUAUAGAAGAAGUUUGAAAGUUAGUGCUUAUGGAAUUUUAGUGGGUAUUGUUCUCUCAGGAGCUGCGCUAGUUCUCUUUGCUAUCCCAAUGUUUUAUUGGAAGUGGAGGUUCUUUUACAUCUAUGCCUAUGUGUUAUCAAUAGGGUCUUUAGCCGUUUUACUAGCUGGUGGAGGUGUUGCUACGAAGCUAUGGGCUGAUGCUAAAGAUGCGUUCAGAAUAGGCAGUGGUAUCUACAGGAUCAGAGGUAAUUGGGGUAAUGGUACUUUUUGGAAAUUGUUAUGGUUGGCGAUUAGCAUUCAAGUUACUCUAUUGUUCACGAUACUCAUAAUAAUGUGUUGUGCAAACCCUGAUACCUACGAUGUGACUCAAAAUGAAAAGAAUGAAAAGAAGCACUCUAAUGGGGCUAAAAAAGCGAAUAAAAGAGCAAAGGGAAAUAACCACUCGUUCAACAACGAGAAAUCUAGUUGGCUAUUUUCAAAAAAGAAUCGAUCCGUACAGAAAUCAAAUAACCUGAUCCAAUAUGAUGUUUAG
Messenger RNA from Hansenula anomala, 1002 nucleotides. RefSeq lists its product as uncharacterized. The transcript has a single exon. Lineage: Eukaryota; Fungi; Ascomycota; Saccharomycetes; Phaffomycetales; Wickerhamomycetaceae. Gene Ontology annotation, biological process: fungal-type cell wall organization. Gene Ontology annotation, cellular component: plasma membrane; cell cortex of cell tip. The record is from RefSeq and is a predicted model, not a curated record. Bases 1 to 1002 code for a protein of 333 amino acids.